CCAUCCACUAAAAGCUGUAUAAUAUUGCAUACUUUUUGCUGGGAUUGAGUGAAACUAAAAAAAAAAACAAUGUCAUUUUCUAUGAAGUAAAAAAAAACAUAACCUCAAAACUAAAAAAAUAGAAGGUAAAAUUUUCUAUAUAACGAAGUUAAAUUCGAAAACAAUCUGGAAAAUGAGUAUGUUAAUUAGAAAAACAGCUGUUAUGCAUUCUCGAAUCCUGCAUAGAGCGUUUAGCUGUACAUCCUUUAACAGUACUAAGGAAUGGCGCAUAUCUAAAGGUCUGGCUGAAAACCGCACUUCUGAGGGAAUACUCACAGAUGGACCUGAUUAUACCUUUUUAGAUGGUCGGCCUACUCCACUUCUGCACAAGCAAAAGUUAAGGUUGCUGAAACAACGGGAGUAUGUGUCUAAAAUCGUGGACAUGUGUUCGGAGCUGGACUUUGCCAAAGAGAGGUAUCAGAAGACCCUGAAAGAAGAGGCGGAGAAGAAACAGAGAGUUAUUGACAGUUGGCUGAAUCCCAAAGGAAAAGCGUUAUCUAAAAAGUAGUGUUUAAUGUAUAUGUUAGUUA
Messenger RNA from Ostrinia nubilalis (European corn borer), 569 nucleotides. RefSeq names its product large ribosomal subunit protein mL52 (gene mRpL52). NCBI's taxonomy places the organism in Eukaryota, Metazoa, Arthropoda, Insecta, Lepidoptera, Crambidae. The coding region runs from base 173 to 547 and encodes 124 amino acids. Gene Ontology annotation, cellular component: mitochondrial large ribosomal subunit. The transcript is spliced from 3 exons. Gene Ontology annotation, biological process: mitochondrial translation. The record is from RefSeq and is a predicted model, not a curated record. Gene Ontology annotation, molecular function: structural constituent of ribosome.